AUGUCAAGAAACCUGACCUUUCUGCUCCCCAGCCCCACAAGCAUUACGGACAGCUCCUCUGUGCUGAAUGCCUCUGUCUCAUCAAUCGUGGUUGACUGGGAAACACCAACCUUCACCACAGCUGCUCGAUUCCGUGUUGCGGCCACCCUGGUGCUUUUUGUGUUUGCUGCUGUCAGUAACCUGUCUGUGCUGCUUAGUGUAACGUUGGGUCGUGGACGACGCUUGGCCUCACACCUGCGGCCCCUCAUCGCCAGUCUGGCAUCAGCCGACUUAGUCAUGACCUUUGUGGUGAUGCCUCUGGAUGCUGUGUGGAAUGUAACAGUGCAGUGGUAUGCUGGGGAUGCCAUGUGCAAGCUGCUGUGUUUUUUGAAGCUGUUUGCCAUGCACUCUGCUGCGUUUAUUUUGGUGGUGGUGAGCCUGGACCGGCACCAUGCCAUCCUGCACCCACUGGACACUCUGGAUGCUGGUCAGAGGAACAAAAGGAUGCUGUUAGCAGCGUGGGUGCUCAGUCUGCUUCUUGCCUCCCCACAGUUGUUAAUUUUUCGAGCAAUCAAGGCCCGUGGAGUGGAUUUUGUUCAGUGUGUGACCCAUGGAAGUUUCCAGCAUCACUGGCAGGAGACAGCCUACAACAUGUUCCACUUUGUCACACUGUAUGUGUUUCCCUUGCUCGUCAUGAGUUUUUGCUACACUCGCAUUCUGGUUGAGAUCAACCGUCAAAUGCACAGAAACAAGGACAAAGUAGGGGAACCUUGCCUAAGACGCAGUGGAACCAAUAUAAUCCCGAAAGCUCGUAUGAAGACACUGAAAAUGACUAUUAUCAUUGUUGCCUCCUUUGUGAUUUGCUGGACACCAUAUUAUCUACUUGGAAUCUGGUACUGGUUCCAACCACAAAUGCUGCAGGUGAUCCCUGAAUAUGUCCAUCAUGUCUUUUUUGUUUUUGGAAACCUCAACACAUGCUGUGAUCCAGUCAUAUAUGGUCUUUUUACACCUUCAUAUCGUGCAGACUUGACAAGAUUUUUAUGUUGGAGAAAGAGGAAUGCUUUAGUAAUGCACCAGUUCUCUGGCUACAGGAGAGGAGCAAGUGGGGAGGCAGAAUCAGAUUUGGGCAGUGGUGACCAACCCAGUAGUCAACCCAGUAGUACCCAGCACUGA
Molecule: messenger RNA, 1152 nt
Organism: Trichomycterus rosablanca
Lineage: Eukaryota; Metazoa; Chordata; Actinopteri; Siluriformes; Trichomycteridae
Product: gonadotropin-releasing hormone II receptor
Exons: 3
Coding region: 1-1152 (383 amino acids)
Biological process (GO): cellular response to hormone stimulus; G protein-coupled receptor signaling pathway
Cellular component (GO): plasma membrane
Molecular function (GO): G protein-coupled receptor activity; protein-hormone receptor activity; peptide binding
Source: RefSeq, a predicted model, not a curated record